This is a messenger RNA of Spodoptera littoralis (African cotton leafworm), 978 nucleotides long. Lineage: Eukaryota; Metazoa; Arthropoda; Insecta; Lepidoptera; Noctuidae. The record is from the annotation of a GenBank genome assembly.
AUGCCUACACACGUACAUGAGAACAUAGCACUGCUCAAUAUGAUGUCUUCAGACAAUUUCGAAGAUGAAUUGAAAAGCGUUCAAUUACAUUUCCCAUCAAAUAGACGAUUGCACAACGACGGCGCAUGCGUAGAGGAGAGGGUGAGGACUUCCCGCGGAGACCUACUCGUCGCCGUCCGCGGGGACCGCAGCAAGCGCGCCAUCAUCACUUACCAUGACCUUGGUCUCAACUAUGCCGCCAACUUCCAGGCCUUCUUCAAUUUCAUCGACAUGAGAGCUAUAUUGGAUAAGUUUUGUAUCUAUCAUGUAACCGCGCCGGGACAAGAGGAGGGCGCCCCCACACUGCCCGAGGAUUAUACUUACCCUAGCAUGGAUGCAUUGGCUUCCCAAAUAGAUUUCAUUUUGGGACACUUUGGGAUAAGAUCCUUUAUUGGAUUUGGAGUAGGUGCCGGCGCCAACAUUUUGGCGCGCUAUGCUGUCGUUAGUCCUCAAAAGGUAGACGCACUAAUUUUGAUUAAUUGCACAUCAACUCAAGCCGGGUGGACUGAAUGGCUAUAUCAGAAAAUAAACACUAGACAGCUGCGAUCGAGUGGCAUGACACAGGGGGCACUGGAUUAUUUAAUGUGGCAUCAUUUCGGGCGCAGCACUGACGAUCGCAACCAUGACUUAGCACAAGUUUACAAGGAGAGUUUCUCGCAUGUAAACCCGAUCAAUCUAGCGAUGUUCAUCGAUUCAUAUUUGCGCAGGACAGACCUGAGUAUCUCAAGGGACACGCACACUAUUAAAGUGCCUGUUCUGAAUGUGACUGGUGCUUUGUCACCCCAUGUAGAUGACACGGUGACGUUCAAUGGACGGCUGGACCCGUCCAAGACGUCGUGGUUGAGUAUCUCCGACUGUGGCAUGGUGCUGGAGGAACAGCCGAGUAAGAUAGCAGAAGCAUUCAGGUUAUUCCUGCAGGGCGAGGGUUACUGCAGGUAG